Messenger RNA from Trichechus manatus latirostris (Florida manatee), 4335 nucleotides. It is a transcript of the gene KMT5B, whose product is annotated as lysine methyltransferase 5B. The record is from RefSeq and is a predicted model, not a curated record. The transcript has 10 exons. NCBI's taxonomy places the organism in Eukaryota, Metazoa, Chordata, Mammalia, Sirenia, Trichechidae. Gene Ontology annotation, molecular function: histone H4K20 methyltransferase activity; protein binding. Gene Ontology annotation, cellular component: nucleus. The coding region runs from base 1105 to 3756 and encodes 883 amino acids.
GUUCAUCUGUAGCCUGAAGGAGUUGUUCUCCUGAUCUGACAGUCCCUUUAGUGCUGAAGUGCUGUUUUUUUUGCAUUUUGUUCUCUUUGGGCCUUUUUGGUCUGACUUAUACUAAAGGAUAAGUCCAUACUGUGGUGAUGUCGUGGACAUCCUUUUUCUGCUUCCGUCACUAAGAAACGUAUACCCUCACUUCUGGAGGUCCUUGUCAGUGAUAAGCGUCCUUCACUCAAAAUCAUUGUUUCCACAUGUAGCUAAUUAAAAUUUGGAUAGUAAGGGAUGCCUCUGUAUUACCAAAUAUAAUAAUCUCUCAAUUCUUGUUGCUGCUAGACAGGAAUGAUUAGGCAGACAUUUGCAGAUGGGCGGAUACUAUUUUGAUAUUUGAAUACUGGCCCCUUAAAUACCUUGAACACUGACUUCAAACUAACAACAAGAAGAUGAGACACCCUUUACUCUCCUUAUUUUUGUCCCUCUGCUGAACUUGUGCUUUGUAGGUCUUUUUAUGCUACGAGUAAUGAGUCGGUAGUGUAACAGUGAGGUGCCCCUUACUUUUGUGGACGAAACUUACCACAGAUGCCUUCUCCUGAGCCUUCCUUGGGACAGAAGAGAGAUGACAUCUCCGUAGUCUCCUCACAGAGGCAAUAGAGUGUUAUCAAAAUGUGUGAUUGGAGCAGCUUCUAGAGCUGUACCCAGAUAUCAGCGUCAUGAAUGAGCAAAGGUAAUUCUCAUUGGUAACCAGUAGAUAUUUAUUGAGCAUCUACUACUUGCCAGUCACCAUUCUAAGCACAAGCAAUGAACAGGACAAAGUGAGUCCCUGCCGCAUGGAGUUUAUAUUCUAAUCAGAGUCAGGGGGCCCUGUAGUCCUGAACGUGACAUGAUACGGUUCAGGGGAGCCACUGUAGUAAUUAAAGAGUGGAAGCAUUAAUUACUAAAUUACUUUUAAUAGUUUGUAUCUUAAGUGUGUUCCAGUGUGGUAUUUCAUGUAUUUACCUACCCGUUUUGGUUUUGUUUUCAUAUUUUGUUUCUGUUAGGAGAGAACAUUGAAAUUACUCUCUAAGCUAUUUGAAGAGAGUGACUAAAUGCACCUGGGUCAGGCUGUCUGUGGGUAUGAAGUGGUUGGGAGACUCCAAGAACAUGGUGGUGAAUGGCAGGAGAAAUGGAGGCAAGUUGUCUGAUGACCAUCUGCAGACUCCAUCCAAAUUACCGCACACGGGAAAGGACACCCUGAAGGCUGGCAGAAAUGCAGUUGAGAGGAGGUCAAGCAGAUGUAAUGGUAAUUCUGGAUUCGAAGGCCAGAGUCGAUAUGUACCAUCUUCUGGAAUGUCUGCCAAGGAGCUUUGUGAAAAUGAUGACCUAGCAACUAGUUUGGUUCUUGAUCCCUAUUUAGGUUUUCAGACCCACAAAAUGAACACUAGCGCCUUUCCUGCGAGGAGCUCAAGGCAUUUUUCAAAAUCGGACAGUUUGCCUCACAACAACCCCGUGAGGUUUCGGCCUACUAAAGGCAGGCAAGAAGAACUGAAGGAAGUGAUAGAGCGUUUUAAGAAAGAUGAGCACUUGGAGAAAGCCUUCAAAUGUUUGACUUCAGGCGAAUGGGCACGGCAGUAUUUUCUUAACAAGAGCAAAAUGCAGGAGAAAUUAUUCAAAGAACAUGUAUUUAUUUACUUGCGAAUGUUUGCAACUGACAGUGGAUUUGAGAUAUUGCCUUGUAAUAGAUACUCAUCAGAACAAAAUGGAGCCAAAAUAGUUGCAACAAAAGAGUGGAAACGAAAUGACAAAAUAGAAUUACUGGUGGGUUGUAUUGCCGAACUUUCAGAAAUUGAGGAGAACAUGCUGCUUAGACAUGGAGAGAACGACUUCAGUGUCAUGUAUUCCACGAGGAAAAACUGUGCUCAGCUCUGGCUUGGUCCUGCUGCCUUCAUAAACCAUGAUUGCAGACCUAACUGCAAGUUCGUCUCAACUGGUCGAGACACAGCAUGUGUGAAGGCUUUGAGAGAUAUUGAACCUGGAGAAGAAAUUUCUUGUUAUUACGGAGAUGGGUUUUUUGGAGAAAAUAAUGAGUUCUGCGAGUGUUACACUUGUGAAAGACGGGGCACUGGUGCUUUUAAAUCCAGAGCGGGACUCCCUGCGCCUGCUCCUGUUAUCAAUAGCAAAUAUGGACUCAGAGAAACAGAUAAACGUUUAAAUAGGCUCAAAAAGUUAGGUGACAGCAGCAAAAAUUCCGACAGUCAGUCUGUCAGCUCUAACACUGAUGCAGACACCACUCAGGAAAAAAACAAUGCAACUUCUAAUCGAAAAUCUUCAGUUGGUGUGAAAAAGAACAGCAAGAGCAGAACGUUAACCAGGCAGUCUAUGUCAAGAAUUCCAGCUUCUUCCAACUCUACCUCAUCUAAACUAACUCACAUAAAUAAUUCCAGGGUACCAAAGAAACUGAAAAAGCCUGCAAAGCCUUUACUUUCAAAGAUAAAAUUAAGAAAUCAUUGCAAACGGCUGGAGCAAAAGACUGCUUCCGGAAAACUUGAAAUGGGAAACUUAGUACUUAAGGAGCCUAAAGUAGUUCUGUACAAAAAUCUGCCCAUCAAGAAAGACAAGGAGCCGGAGGGACCAGUACAAGCUGGAGCGGCCGGCGGGUGCUUGACGAGACACGCGGCGCGAGAACACAGACAAAACUCCGCGAGAGGUGCUCGGGCGCGGGCCGAGGGCUCGCCCUGCUCUUACGUCACGCGGCGGGCCGUGCGGACGCGGAUGAGCCUGAAGGAGGCCUCUGACCUCAAGCCGGACCCAGACGGAGUGGACGGCCUCCGAGACGGCGCGGCGGCACCGCGCGCGGACGGGGGUGAGCAGCCAGCCCCCGGGCUGCAGGAGGAGGACCUGGCUCCUGAGAGCGCGCAGAAGGGGGACACGAAGUGCCCCAAGAGUGACACUGGCAUGUCGAGAAAGAAAUCACGCCAGGGAAAGCUUGGGAAGCAGUUUGCCAAGAUGGAAGAGUCUGCUCCGGGGCGUGAUUCGCCCGGGAAGGACAGCGUGGGGCCAGACGUGCCGGGCUUCCAUUCUGACCAGGGUGAGCGCAGUGGCCCAGGGGGUGCGCCUGCGGGCUACACGGACUGCGCGCCCUCGCCCGUCGGGUGUUCGAUCGUCACGUCAGACAGCUUCAAAACAAAAGACAGCUUUAGGACUGCGAAAAGCAAGAAGAAGCGGCGAAUCACACGGUAUGACGCCCAGUUAAUCCUGGAGAACAACUCUGGGAUUCCCAAAUUGACUCUUCGCAGGCGUCACGACAGCAGCAGCAAGACAAACGACCAAGAGAAGGAUGGGAUGAAUUCCUCAAAAAUCAGCAUCAAGUUAAGUAAAGACCAUGAAAAUGAUAAUAACCUCUAUGUAGCGAAGCUAAAUAACGGAUUUAGCUCAGGAUCAGGCAGUAGUUCUACAAAAUUAAAAAUCCAGCUGAAACGGGACGAGGAGGGUCGGGGGUCGUACGCAGAGGGCCUUCAUGAGAACGGGGUGUGCUGUGGCGACACCCUCUCUCUCCUGGAGUCCCGGAUGGAAGUCGACGACUACAGUCAGUACGAGGAGGAGAGUAGCGAUGAGUCCUCCUCCUCCGGGGGCGGCGGGGAGGAGGGGGACUAUGAUGACGACUUUGAGGAUGACUUCAUCCCUCUUCCCCCGGCUAAGCGAUUGAGGCUAAUCGUCGGGAAGGACUCUAUCGAUAUUGACAUUUCUUCCAGGAGAAGAGAAGACCAGUCUUUGAGGCUCAACGCGUAAGCGCUCGGUCUUGACCCAGGAUAACUAAAGAAAUAAAAAAUCCCAGUCAAUUAUCCCUCAACGGAAAUAUUUCAGCGGCAGCACUUCCGCGGUCUCUUUCCGCACAGCAUGAUCCUGCAGACCGCGUGCAGCGUGCUGACUCUCCUGAAGGCUGAUCUGUGCACAUUUUUAUUGUACUUUUUAACUAGGCUUCUUAUGUGCAAUUCUGAGUUCGAGGUAAAGCCCUGUUGUAAAAUAAAGGCUCGAGCAAAAUUGUACAGCGAUCAACUUUCCACACAGGACAUUGAAAACAAUAAUGUGGCUACACAAUUCUUUUUAACUCUGAGAGCAUCGGUGGCUCUUUAAAUAUGACUAAACAAUGAAUCAUAGCAGCAUAUUAAGGUUUCCUAGUAUAUGCUAAUAUCACCAGCAAUGAUCUAUGGCUUUUUGAUUUAGUUGCUACACGUUCCCCCGCUUUGGAGUUAACGUCAGUUUCACACUGUUUGCUGGCUCAAGUGCACUGUUUGUGGUCUUUGUUAAAGUAGCAAACCAUGGGUCGGGAGUCAGAUUGGUUUCUUUUUUAAAAAAAAAAAAAAAAAA